AUGGAUUCCACUUACAAGACUGGUGAAAAGCGCUGUUGCCAACUUAUGAUUGCUAUUCUUAUGGCCGGUCAGCACACUGGUUCUACUACCACUACAUGGGCUCUCCUGUACAUUGCUAGCGAUCCGCAGCUGCAAAAAGCACUACUAGAAGAGCAAUUCAGAGUUCUGACUGGCAGGCCCGAUACUCCAACCUCUCAACUCCCACCACUAACUUCCGAUCAUAUCAAAAAUCUAAACCUUCUUGAAAUGACCAUCAAGGAAACGCUACGAUUACGACCUCCCAUCUACAUAAUAAUGAGAGCCAUCCUUCAAGAUCUUGAAUAUGAAGGAUACAUCAUUCCGAAGGGCCACAUCAUCUGUAGCUCUCCUGCCGUCUCUCGUCUCGACCCUGAAAAGUAUCCAGACCCACUGAGAUUUGAUCCUACUAGACUUUUGGAGGCUGCACCAUCUGGCGAAUGGAAGCUCACAAACUUUGAUAUUGCAGAGAAAAGUGCUUGCAGUCAUUAUCUACCUUUUGGCGCAGGUCGUCAUCGAUGCUUUGGUGAGGGAUUUGCCUACAUGCAAAAAUAA
Messenger RNA from Synchytrium microbalum, 570 nucleotides. RefSeq lists its product as uncharacterized. The transcript is spliced from 4 exons. The record is from RefSeq and is a predicted model, not a curated record. Lineage: Eukaryota; Fungi; Chytridiomycota; Chytridiomycetes; Synchytriales; Synchytriaceae. Gene Ontology annotation, biological process: ergosterol biosynthetic process. The coding region runs from base 1 to 570 and encodes 189 amino acids. Gene Ontology annotation, molecular function: oxidoreductase activity, acting on paired donors, with incorporation or reduction of molecular oxygen; heme binding; iron ion binding.